Durio zibethinus is the source of this 696-nucleotide messenger RNA. RefSeq lists its product as uncharacterized. NCBI's taxonomy places the organism in Eukaryota, Viridiplantae, Streptophyta, Magnoliopsida, Malvales, Malvaceae. The record is from RefSeq and is a predicted model, not a curated record.
UUUAAAUUAAUUGGUCAGCUGAAAUAAAAAAGCGAUACAGGUAUUAAGAUGGAGUCCAACCGCAAGCGCCGAGGGUUCAUCAAGGGGAAGCUGACACCAUUCUACCGAGCAGCCAAGCCAGCACCAGCCAUGCAGUACACCAGCAAGGUGAAGCCAAACCAGGCUUCUUCUACAACAACUUCUGUCAGCUAUCGAGUUCAGCAGGAGUACCUGAACAUUUCCCAACCAAAGCAGGUGUCAUUUAUUAUACCUGCUGACAUGAACCGAGAAAAUUUAAGCCAAAUUGACAGCUUCUUUGGCUUUGCUGGUGAUGAAAGUGUUGAUAUGAAGGCUGCUAGUUACAUCUCUUCUGUUCAAGAACGUUUCAAGCUUGAACGAAGCAACUCUGAACGAAUUAAGCUCCAAGAAAUCACUUACUAGACACCAAUGGAUAAAGUUCCUUACCUUCUUAGUAUAUUUAGUGCUCAAUUAAGUUAAUAAAUUCCUUUUUCAGUUGCCAUACAUAUCCUAGAAGAUUUCCCGUUUGUGCAUAGAAUUUGAAGGUGUCCCAUCCUUCUGUAAUUGUUUUAUGCAUAAUUAAGCAUAGUUAAUCUUGUCUUAGGUUGAGGCGCUUUUGACUUUUUGAGCUUCUGCAUGUGCAUGAGUUUGUAAUUCAAGCGAAACUGAUUUUGCCCUGUUUCUCAUGCAAAGUUUCGU